AGUGAUAUUAACACUUCGAAGCUUCUUCUUCCUUUAGUAAAUUCAAGUGUGAGGUGUGUUUAUUGAUAAAGUGCUCAUUUUCUCGGAUCUCAGAUCUUAGAUCCAAACCCUCAUUAUUUCAUUGAUCCAAGUGUUUGAUGUGUAGAUCUAAUAGCUUGAGCUUGCUGGGAUUUUAGUUAUGGCGAGACGGCAAGUAGGUUCAACAAGACGUGUUGGCGAUGGUGGAAGCUUCCCUUUUGCAGGAGCUUUACACUCAAAGUCUCGAUCUUCUCCACUACUAUCUAUUUGCCUUGUUCUUGUGGGGGCUUGUCUUCUCAUUGGUUAUGCUUACAGUGGUCCAGGUAUAUUUAAAAGUAUCAAAGAAGUUAGCAAAGUUACAGGUGACUAUUCUUGCACAGCAGAAGUCCAAAGAGCCAUUCCUGUACUUAAGAAGGCUUAUGGAGAUGGCAUGCGCAAAGUCUUGCAUGUGGGCCCUGACACAUGCUCAGUGGUUUCCAGUCUAUUGAAAGAAGAAGAGACUGAAGCAUGGGGUGUUGAACCAUAUGAUAUUGAGGAUGCAGAUUCUCACUGCAAGAGUUUUGUGAGCAAAGGUCUUGUACGUGUUGCUGAUAUCAAGUUUCCUCUGCCCUACCGGGCAAAAUCCUUCUCUCUUGUGAUUGUGUCAGAUGCUCUGGAUUAUCUCUCACCCAAGUACCUGAACAAGACCGUUCCUGAACUCGCAAGGGUGGCUUCAGACGGUGUGGUUCUUUUUGCAGGUCUCCCUGGUCAGCAGAGAGCUAAAGUUGCUGAACUCUCUAAAUUCGGCCGACCCGCUAAAAUGCGUAGCGCAUCGUGGUGGAACCGCUUUUUCGUCCAGACAAACUUAGAAGAAAACGAUGCACCAAGCAAGAAGUUCGAACAGGCUGUUUCCAAAGGAUUAUACAAACCAGCCUGCCAAGUCUUCCACCUCAAGCCAUUACAUUAACCAGCCACCACCAAAGCCUACUGGUUCCACACCAAAGCAUAUUUACACGUAGAGCCGCACGCGAAAAAAAAAAAUAGCGUAAUCGAUAUUUCUCCUUGUAUUUUGUAACAGGUCAGUUUUUAUCCUUCAAUGUUGUAUCCGCCAACACAAUUUUUCCUAUUCAAUUAAAUCAUAAUUAUUAUCACCAAU
Messenger RNA from Arabidopsis thaliana (thale cress), 1153 nucleotides. RefSeq lists its product as uncharacterized. Gene Ontology annotation, molecular function: methyltransferase activity. Gene Ontology annotation, cellular component: Golgi membrane. Lineage: Eukaryota; Viridiplantae; Streptophyta; Magnoliopsida; Brassicales; Brassicaceae. The transcript is spliced from 7 exons. Bases 179 to 964 code for a protein of 261 amino acids. Gene Ontology annotation, biological process: positive regulation of unidimensional cell growth; plant-type cell wall organization; pectin biosynthetic process. The record is from RefSeq and is marked reviewed.